AUGUGGACACUGGAGGCCACGAGGGCCGAGUCCUUUGUGCACGCUGGAAGCACCGGCUUCCCGCCAACCUUCCUCUCACUGCCGAACCAGGUGCGCUUCCUGGAGCAGCAGAACAAGCUGCUGGAGACCAAGUGGCAGUUCUACCAGAACCGCCAGUGCUGCGAGAGCAACCUGGAGCCGCUGUUCAACGGCUACAUCGAGACGCUGAGGCGGGAGGCCGAGAGCGUGGAGGCCGACAGCGGGCGGCUGGCCGCCGAGCUCAACCACGUGCAGGAGGUGCUGGAGGGCUACAAGAAGAAGUACGAAGAGGAGGUGGCACUCAGGGCCACCGCUGAGAAUGAAUUUGUGACUCUGAAAAAGGAUGUGGACUGCGCCUACCUGCGCAAGUCAGACCUGGAGGCCAACGCGGAGGCCCUGACCCAGGAGAUCGACUUCCUGCGGCGGCUGUAUGAGGAGGAGAUCCGCGUGCUCCACGCCCACAUCUCAGACACCUCGGUGGUCGUCAAGAUGGACAACAGCCGCGACCUGAACAUGGACUGCGUCAUCGCCGAGAUCAAGGCCCAGUACGACGACAUCGCCAGCCGCAGCCGGGCCGAGGCCGAGAGCUGGUACCGCAGCAAGGCCCUGCAGAAGGCCAAGCAGGACAUGGCCUGCCUGCUCAAGGAGUACCAGGAGGUGAUGAACUCCAAGCUGGGCCUGGACAUCGAGAUCGCCACCUACAGGCGCCUGCUGGAGGGCGAGGAGCACAGGUUGUGUGAGGGAGUUGGUUCCGUCAACGUCUGUGUCAGCAGCUCCCUCGGCGGGGUCGUCUGCGGGGACCUCUGCGUGUCCGGCUCCCGGCCGGUGACCGGCCCCGCGUGCAGCGCCCCCUGCAGCGGGAACCUGGCGGUCAGCACCGGCCUGUGCGCGCCCUGCGGCCAGAGCUGCGGCGGCAGCGUCCGCUCCGUGCGAUUUGCCUAGUGCCUCGGAUCUGCAAACGCGCCCUUCCGCCGACCGUCCCUGCCAGGCGGCGGGUGCCAGCUCAGGACACGGCUGACCCCGACGGGGCGGGGCUUCAGGAUCCUCAGCCUGACCGCCCACACCGCGGCCCUCUCGCUCGCAUCCAGCUCCUCGCUAGUCUCUUCCCUUCUCGCGGCGAGGGCCAGGCUGCUGGACCACACGCCUGGUACCUCUGCCCAUGCCCAGGCGUCUAAAUGGCCUCCUCACAGCCCCUGGCAAAGGUCCUGCCCUGCGGACUCAGGCUGCCAAGGCACAGAUGGGCCAGCGUGCAGGGGGACCGCUGCCUCUCUGCCUCUGACUCCUGGCAACCGCGGCUUCCCCGCCCCCUCCAGGGGCCCCUGGGGCGCUGCCUAGCUACCUCUUUCUCGCGCUCAUGCUGGGUUCCAUGUUGCCAAUAAAGCUCAC
Molecule: messenger RNA, 1404 nt
Organism: Condylura cristata (star-nosed mole)
Lineage: Eukaryota; Metazoa; Chordata; Mammalia; Eulipotyphla; Talpidae
Product: keratin, type II cuticular Hb1-like
Exons: 8
Coding region: 1-960 (319 amino acids)
Biological process (GO): keratinization; intermediate filament organization
Cellular component (GO): keratin filament
Molecular function (GO): structural constituent of skin epidermis
Source: RefSeq, a predicted model, not a curated record